Molecule: messenger RNA, 1288 nt
Organism: Hypoxylon fragiforme
Lineage: Eukaryota; Fungi; Ascomycota; Sordariomycetes; Xylariales; Hypoxylaceae
Product: orotate phosphoribosyltransferase
Exons: 2
Coding region: 270-947 (225 amino acids)
Biological process (GO): pyrimidine ribonucleoside biosynthetic process; pyrimidine nucleotide biosynthetic process; 'de novo' pyrimidine nucleobase biosynthetic process
Cellular component (GO): cytoplasm
Molecular function (GO): orotate phosphoribosyltransferase activity
Source: RefSeq, a predicted model, not a curated record
UUAGUUAGCGGGAUCGCAAAGUGAACGAAUAUCCAAUUUUGCGCAGGACGUCACUUUUUAACUUUUUAUGUUAGCGGCAAGAACACUGAACGCUGAGAUUGAGAACAUUAAAUAACGUGCUCAAGUGUCUCAUAUUCUAUAGUACCUUCCUACUAGUACAUGAUAGUUGGUGGUAAAGGAGUACAUAGAAAGAAGCAGGUGCCAAUCCUCAGUCCUCAGUCUCAUCAAGUAGUAAGGGUGUGCAUGAUAGCCGACCAUACUUCCCGACCAUGAGUCUCCCACAGUACAAGAAAGAUUUCCUACGUGCCGCCGUAGAGGGUGGUGCCCUACGAUUCGGAUCCUUUGAGCUUAAGUCAAAGCGGACAUCCCCCUACUUCUUUAACGCUGGCGACUUCUACACCGGCGAGCUGCAUGUGCCUAUUAUGGACGCCUAUGCUCAAACCAUUGCCGACAGCGAGCUAGCUGAUAGCUUUGAUGUCAUCUUUGGUCCCGCCUACAAGGGAAUUCCCUUAGCCGCUACCGUGUUCUACGCUCUAGUCAAAUUAGACUUUGAGAAGUACAGAAAAGCUGCCUACAGCUUCGAUCGCAAGGAAGCCAAGGAUCAUGGUGAGGGUGGUAGCAUCGUCGGCUCUCCGCUCAAAGGAAAGCGCGUUCUCAUCAUCGAUGAUGUUGUCUCAGCCGGCACCGCUAAACGCCAGGCCAUCGACAUGAUUCGCAAGGCUGGCGGCACCGUGGUAGGGAUCAUCGUGGCCCUAGACCGUCAGGAGACUUUACCAGGUGGCGACGGCAAGACAAGCGCUAUCGGUCAGCUGAAAAAAGAGUACCAGUUCCCCAUCAUCCCUAUCAUCAAGCUCGACGACAUCAUCGGAGGCAUGAAGGGAGUCAUCUCGGAUGAUAACAUUAAGCAAAUCGAGGAGUACCGUGCCAAGUUCGGAGCUACCGAUUGAUAUUAGAAUAUGGUGACAGACGGAACCUCUUUUCAAGUAUCAUUGGGAUUGGACAUGUGGGGGUUAUAUCUACAUAUAACUUACUACUUACUUAUCUUGUAGACGGACUGAUGAAAAAGUGCCACAGUGUUAAAUCGAUCGGAUAGACAAAAAGAAAAGGAACCACGGGUUGUUAUACCUAGCCCCUUGCGGGCCAAGCUUUCGGAGAUAUCAGGGGUAAGGCACGUGCUUACCCGUCCAUCGGCAAGUGAAAGAUACGGUUAAUUGCAAACCUCGUAUUUAAUUAAACGAUAUACUAAUAUCUUACCUCCGAUGCGGCUUUGUGAGUGGCGUUUUCAAUU